CUGAGAGAAGGUAGUUGAUGGCACAGAUGACGAGGCACGAAGAACUUCCGAUCCCAAUUCUCUCGGCGCUCGAUCAAGUCUACGGCGAGUCGUCGCAGCUCGAGGAGGCUGAGCUCCGCUUCCACCGCCUCAAGACUACCUUCCACAAGGUCUUCGGUCACCCUCCUCAACUCUCCGCUCGCUCUCCAGGGAGAGUGAACUUGAUCGGAGAGCACAUAGAUUAUGAGGGGUACUCGGUGUUGCCGAUGGCGAUAAGGCAGGACACGAUUGUGGCGAUCAGGAGGAAUGAAGGGGAGAAGGUUCUGAGGAUUGCGAAUGUUAAUGAUAAGUAUGAUAUGUGUACUUACCCUGCUGAUCCUGACCAGGAAAUUGACUUGAAGAAUCACAAAUGGGGACAUUAUUUCAUAUGUGGGUACAAAGGCUUCUAUGAGUUUGCCAGAUCCCGAGGAAUAGAUCUUGGUGCACCAGUGGGACUUGAUGUCCUUAUUGAUGGAACAGUUCCUACAGGUUCUGGACUAUCAAGCUCUGCUGCAUUAGUUUGUGCUUCUACAAUUGCUAUUAUGGCUGCUUUUGAGCAGAAUUUCCCCAAGAAAGAUAUUGCUCAACUUACAUGUGAGUGUGAGCGACACAUUGGUACACAAUCUGGUGGAAUGGAUCAGGCCAUCUCGGUAAUGGCUAAGCCUGGGUUUGCAGAACUAAUUGACUUCAACCCUAUUCGUGCUACUGAUGUGCAACUUCCAGCUGGCGGAACUUUUGUUGUAGCUCAUUCCUUGGCAGAAUCUCAGAAAGCAGUAACUGCUGCUACCAAUUAUAAUAACAGAGUUGUUGAAUGUCGUUUAGCUUCGAUUCUGCUUGCUAUAAAGUUGAGAAUGAAGCCACAAGAUGCAAUCUCAAAUGUCAAAACUCUUUCUGAUGUUGAAGGGUUGUGUAUAUCAUAUGCUAGUACCCAUGGGUCUUCAGAUCCUAACAUAGCUGUAAAGGAACUGUUGAAGGAAGAACCUUAUACAGUUGAUGAAAUUGAGAAAAUCACUGGGGAAAAUCUAGAGUCUGUCUUUCGAAAUUCUGCAUCUUCGCUGGAUGUGUUGAAGGCUGCAAAACACUUCAAGUUAUAUCAGAGAGCCUCUCACGUAUACUCUGAAGCUAAGCGGGUUCAUGCAUUCAAGGACACUGUAUCAUCAGAUUUAAGUGAUGAGGGUAAGCUGAAGAAUCUUGGUGAUCUUAUGAAUGCAAGCCAUCAUAGCUGCAGUGUUUUAUAUGAGUGCAGUUGUCCGGAGUUGGAAGAACUUGUGGAUAUUUGUAGAGGGAAUGGUGCUCUUGGGGCAAGGCUGACAGGCGCUGGAUGGGGUGGCUGUGCAGUUGCUUUGGUUAAAGACAGUAUUGUCCCACAAUUCAUCCUUAAUUUAAAGGAACGGUUCUACCAGCCAAGAAUUCAUAGAGGUGUCAUAAACAAUAACGAUCUCGGCUUGUAUGUUUUUGCUUCCAAGCCUUCUAGUGGUGCUGCUAUCAUCAAGUUUUAGCGCAUCUCAACUGGUUCACCUCUUUGUGAGGACUGCCCAUGCUCCCGUCCUGAUGAUUUAGCUUAAUUUAUGCCCUCAAAUUGUAUGAGAAUAAACCUGCUGCUCUUCGGUACACGGAGCUAUGCUAUGCUAUUCGUCUCGCAGUUAAUGUACCCAAUACUGGGAUCAUCAGUUUCCCUCGUGAAGAUUAUGGAGCUUGUGAUGUGUUUUCUGUAAAUUUUAGCCAUUUGAUUUUACAGAUUCACGAUCGAAAUUAGGAGACUUCUUCAGAAUCUGAAUUGUUCAUAGCUAUUAUAAAGAAGAACACAUAGAAUUAUAGAAAUAGGAGAUGACAUGUACGACUUGAUUGCUGGCACUCAGUGAAGUGUAGUAAAAAGUUUCAGUGUCACCG
This is a messenger RNA of Argentina anserina (silverweed cinquefoil), 1908 nucleotides long. RefSeq names its product galactokinase. Gene Ontology annotation, molecular function: galactokinase activity; ATP binding. Bases 18 to 1517 code for a protein of 499 amino acids. Gene Ontology annotation, cellular component: cytosol; cytoplasm. Gene Ontology annotation, biological process: carbohydrate phosphorylation; galactose metabolic process. The transcript has 13 exons. Lineage: Eukaryota; Viridiplantae; Streptophyta; Magnoliopsida; Rosales; Rosaceae. The record is from RefSeq and is a predicted model, not a curated record.